AUGGCUGGUUUUGGUGAUUAUAACAAUUAUAACAGACCCUAUGGGCUUGAUCCUAAUAGAGAAACGAAUGAUCUUUAUGAUACUCGUUAUCAGCAAAUAUAUGGGUAUCAUACUCCUUUAAAUGAAGAAUAUCAAGGUCCUCCUCUGGUUAUGGAUGACAUUUCGGAAGAAGAGAACAAUACAUAUGUAACUACAGCAAUCAGUGUUGCAAGUUUGGUAACGGAAAACUUACUUAGCCAUCCUUUUAUUGUUUUAAGGAGGCAAUGUCAAGUUCAUAAUACUUUGAAGAACUACCACAUUGUACCCUAUACAUUACUACCUGUGGUGGUGCGAUUACACAGACAUCAAGAAUGUACUACAUUGUGGAAGGGUAUUGGGUCUACUUGUAUAGUCAAAGGCCUUAAUUUAGCUAUAGAAGAUGUUAUUUCAAAAGGAACUGGAUGGCCCAAAGAAAUAAGCAAAUGUGGCUCUAUUGUACAAUUUCUUCAACACAUGGCCCUGAAAUGUAUUAGUUUAGCUGUAAUAACUCCAUUCUAUUCUGCAAGUUUAGUUGAAACUGUACAGAGUGAUAUAGCAAGUGACAAGCCCGCAGUUCUUGAUGUGUUUAGAGAAGGUUUUAUGAGAAUCCUAGAAUGGGGUACCCCCAGCCGUGGAAGAAUGCUGCCUAUUUGGGCAAUUGUCUUGCCAACUGCAGCAUUUGGAAUUUCAAAGUAUUUUGCUCACUCAACUCUUAAGAGCAUAACAGUGAGGGUACUGCAGUUUCAACAGAGACACAGACAUGAGCUAAGUCCAACCUAUGAAUUGAAUAAGGCUAAAACUUCUAAUCCACUAAUAGAGGAUUUAAACUUAAAGGCUAACAUUUUUUCAUUCAUUGCCAUGGAGAUAAUUUUUUAUCCUGUAGAAACUAUAAUACACAGGUUGCAUAUACAGGGAACAAGAACAAUAAUAGACAACUUAGAUGCGGGUACAUCAGUUACACCAAUCCUUACAGGAUAUGAAGGCUUCCUUGAUUGUUACAAUACAACAAUAACCAAAGAGGGCUUUGGAGGAUUGUACAAAGGUUUUGGAGCACUUGUGUUACAGUUGGCAGCUCAUCUCGCCAUAAUUAAAUUUACUACACUUGUAGUAUCUGAAAUGUCCAACCUUUUGAAACCAGCAAACUCACCUAAUUCUGAAGAGACUGUUAGUUCACAACAGAAGUAUUUAUUUAAUUAA
Messenger RNA from Pieris macdunnoughi, 1215 nucleotides. Lineage: Eukaryota; Metazoa; Arthropoda; Insecta; Lepidoptera; Pieridae. The record is from the annotation of a GenBank genome assembly.